Triplophysa dalaica is the source of this 1549-nucleotide messenger RNA. It is a transcript of the gene sc5d, whose product is annotated as sterol-C5-desaturase. The record is from RefSeq and is a predicted model, not a curated record. Lineage: Eukaryota; Metazoa; Chordata; Actinopteri; Cypriniformes; Nemacheilidae. Gene Ontology annotation, molecular function: oxidoreductase activity; iron ion binding. Bases 115 to 1011 code for a protein of 298 amino acids. The transcript has 5 exons.
CGCGAGUUACGUAACAGGUGAUUUCAACAGCGAGAGCAGCUGGACGGCCCACCAGAGAGCCCACUGCUGUUCCUGUGUUGCCUUGUCUUCAACGACACCUUUACAGGGUCAAAGAUGGACCUUGUGCUAAAUGUGGCAGAUUAUUACUUCUUCACUCCAUAUGUGUAUCCCUCAUCAUGGCCUGAGGACGAGGCUCUGCGACAGAUCAUCGGUUUGAUGGUGGCCACUAACCUGGGGGCUGCUAUCUUGUAUCUGGGCCUGGGUGCUUUGAGCUACAUUUUCAUAUUUGACCAUAAAUUAAUGCAACACCCUCAAUUUUUGGAGAAUCAGGUACAGCGAGAAAUAAAGUAUGCAUUGUGGUCUUUGCCCUGGAUUAGUAUACCUACAGUAGCGUUGUUUUUCGCUGAGGUCAGAGGGUACAGCAAACUGUACGACAAUGUCGACGAGUCGCCGCUUGGUUGGUCCGGGCUGAUAUUCAGCAUGGUAUCUUUCCUGUUUUUUACUGAUAUGUGUAUUUACUGGAUUCACAGAUUCCUUCACCACAAGUUGAUAUAUAAGUAUUUUCACAAACCUCACCACAUUUGGAAGAUUCCGUCUCCAUUUGCCAGCCACGCUUUCCAUCCUGUGGACGGAUUUCUCCAGGGCCUCCCCUACCACAUCUACCCCUUCUUCUUUCCUUUACACAAGGUCCUGUACCUAGUCCUGUACGUGUUUGUCAAUGUCUGGACCAUUUCCAUCCACGAUGGUGACUACCGCGUGCCCAACCUGCUUCAAAUUGUCAUUAAUGGUUCAGCUCACCACACAGACCAUCACCUCUUCUUUGAUUACAACUACGGGCAAUAUUUUACCCUGUGGGACCGCAUCGGAGGCUCCUACCGCUACCCUUCAGCUUUAAUGGGAAAAGGGCCACAUGACUGCAUCAAGAAGUUAAUGGCAGAAGGAAAGCUGAACUCAAACGGCAUGAAUGGGCAUGAUAAUAAUAAAAACAGCUCUCGUGUCAAGAAAGAUUAGGUGGACAUGUAAAAGCAGCACAAAUGAGUCAAGGUAAGCGUUCAACGCUUGCAUUUCUUUUUUGGGGAAUGGGCUUUAAAUAUUCUGCAGAAAGCUUCUUUCUAUAAGGACUCAUCAUUGAAAUAAUCAGUUGUGGAUAAAAUGUGUUUUUUCUUGCCAAAUGGAAACAAGCAACAAAUAUGUCCAUCAUUGCCAAAUAGAAACGUUUGUCAUGUAGGCAUUCUUGAAACUUAAUAUGAAUUAAAUUACUAUUUACUGGCUUCUGUCAAGUAGACGUCUAUAAUUUUGCUGUCAUGCUGGCAGGACUCCAAUUGUAAUUGACCGGACAUGAACUUUGCGAUGAAACGCAAUCUUAAAAGUAAACGAGACUUUCUUGAAUCCUCAGUUUGUCUAUAAACUGAUCAAUAUUUAAAAGACCUGUCUUUACAUUGCAUUGUGUAGCUUUGGCUGAUCACAGUUAUCUAGUUUUUAAAAAGAAAAUGUAAUCCAAUUUGAUAUGAAUUGCAUGUUCUCUCCAAAUAAAAGAUUAUGUUUGUCA